This is a messenger RNA of Manis pentadactyla (Chinese pangolin), 1639 nucleotides long. RefSeq names its product ficolin 3 (gene FCN3). The record is from RefSeq and is a predicted model, not a curated record. Lineage: Eukaryota; Metazoa; Chordata; Mammalia; Pholidota; Manidae.
CUUCAUGUCCUCCUAUCAGCCUGGCCCCCUUAUAAACUAGCAUCCUUCCUCAGAGGCACCAGCAUGAUGGGCCUACUGUGGACCCCACUCUCCCUUUUGUCUUUCUUGCUUGGGGAGCCUGCCUGCUGGAGGACCCAGGACCACCCCAGCUGCCCAGAACCCAGGAAACUGGAAGCCAGCAAAGCCAUUCUCUUGCCCAGUUGUCCUGGAGCCCCAGGAAGUCCCAGGGAGAAAGGAACUCCAGGUCCUCAAGGGCAACCUGGACCACCAGGCAAGAUGUGUCCCAACGGUGAGCCUGGUGAUCCAGUGAACGUGCCCCAGGGCCGUGAGGGUGAGGCAGCCUUUGCAGGAGCCAGAACUUGGCAUCAGAUGUUGCUGGGGGGCCCGAAGGAGCUGCUGAGCUGGGAUGCCACCUUGAAAAGCUGGUACCAUCUGUGUCUACUAGAGGGCAGAGUUCUCCCAGUCUUUUGUGACAUGGGCGCCACAGAGGGCAGCUGGCUGGUGUUCUAAAGGCGACGAGAUGGUUCCAUGGGCUUCUCCCACUCUUGGCCCUCCUACAAAUCAGGUUUUAGGAGCCAGGAGUCCAUAUUCUGGCUAGGGAAUAAGAAUUUGCCCGGUUUACUUGCCAGGGUAAGUUCCCAGAAGGCUCCAGGAAGUCUGAGGGGCAUUCCUCUGGCAUAUAACGGGGACCUGCAGGUGGAGCUGCUGGACUUUAAAAGUAACCACACCUUUGCCCACUGUGAGAUCUUCUGCCUCCUUGAGAAGCAGAUUACUAACAGCUAUCCACCUCACAGUUGCUCUGAGGCUCCUGUGAGAUCACCUCUCAAGGGUGCCAGGCGUGAUGCUGGGCACCAAGGCUUCUCCCGCCCCUCCUGGCCAGGGGAUUCACUGAGGUUCCACAGUGGUAAGCUCUUUAUCACCUAUGACGCUGACCAUGGCAUGAGCCAGAGCAACUGCAAGGUGACUGUCCACGAUGCCUGGUGGUGCAGAUCCUGCUCUCAAUCCAGUCUCAACAGGCACUAAGCUAUGUCCAAGGAUACCCACAGCUAUGGAAUCGACUGGGCUUCAGGUCAUGGUGGGAAGUGCCAUUACAGCAGGGUUAGCAUGAUGCUUCAAUCGGGCACUCUGGAAGCCAGCACCCUUAUCUGUCCUGUACAGCUUCCGGACCUUCAGCUACCCUCCUGAUUGCUAACUGUCUCAGCUCUUCUGUCCACAUUUAAAAAUUAACACCAUUUUAACCCUUUCCUGGCUUGCAGGACUCUUCCAGGUCCUGGGGAAAUCUCAAGGCAGAGCAGGAACACAGGUUUAGCUCCAUUCAAGGAACCCACCCUCCUGACUGGGAGCAGCCCCCUGGCAAACGGGCUCUGAUGCCAAGUCCCAGGCUCCUGGCAGGCCCAGGAGAAGGCUUUCCAGUUGCAGUCCCUCCCUGCCUGCACAGUAGGGCCCUGGAGGACACUCACCCUUCACGGGUUCUGCACAUCCUGUUGUUUCUAGAGGUCCAUUCAUUCAACAGAUACCUGCAGAGCAGGGCCUACGAUUCGCACCUCUUUCCUAACCCUAGCCUGGGCACACAUCUUAUGAGUGCUUGCUGUGAGCAGUCCACAGCGGUUGGCGUACACAGGGGCCACAGGGGCACAGG